UUUUUUCCUCUAUCUUACAAAAAAGCUCUCCCUUCGCUGUUAUUAUUGUUGUUAUUUAUUUCUCUCAUUUAUUUGCAUGCUUCAAAAACAACACACACAAAAAGAAAAGCAAAACACGCACUCAUAUACUGCAACUAACUUCGCCUGUUCAUGAAAUUUGUUGCAUGUUAUACGACCCACUGUUCCUCUCAUCAUUGCUUCAUGAUCUCUUUGUGACUGCCAGUAGGUUGUCCUGAGUUUGGAUUUAAUUUUGGGGUCGUUUAAGCUUGAUGGGUCCAAUAAGAGGUUACAAAAAGAGGAAAAAGACAGAUAAAAGGACGGAGGAAAAUGCUUCUGGUUCUGGUUCUGGUUCUGGGUCUACAGAGAAAGAAGGGCCUGUAGAUUGGUGGGAUGAGUUCUCCAAGAGGAUUAAUGGUCUUCAAUCUCCAUCAAAGAGUUUGGACAAGUUUGAACAUAUUUUCAGGAUUUCCAGGAAAACUUUUAACUACAUAUGUUCACUUGUGAAGGAAGAUAUGGCUGCCAAAUCGAGAGAAUUUACAUUUCUAAAUGGCAAGGUUUUAUCUUUGCAUGAUCAGGUAGCUGUAGCUUUAAGAAGGCUAGGUUCUGGCGAUUCACUAGUGACUGUUGCUGAUUUCUUUGGACUGAAUCACUCUACUGUCUCGCAAGUGACCUGGCGUUUUGUGGAGGCCAUGGAAGAAAGGGGGCUUAAGCACCUGAAAUGGCCAUCUAAUGAAUCAGAAAUGACAGAAAUAAAAUCCAAAUUUGAGAAACUACGAGGUCUCCCUAAUUGCUGCGGUGUGAUUGAGACCACUCACAUUAUGAUGUUGUUGCCGUCUUCAGACCCUUCAAGUCAUCUCUGGCUUGAUCAUGAAAAGAACCACAGUAUGAUCUUGCAGGCAAUUGUGGAUUCUGAGAUGAGGUUUCUGGACAUAGUCACUGGAUGGCCUGGAAAAAUGGAAGAUAGGGUAGUGUUUCAAAGCUCAAACUUCUAUAAACUGUGUGAAAGUGGCGAAAGGUUGAAUGGGAAAAAUUUACAGCUUUCAGACGGAUCAGAAAUAAGAGAAUAUAUAAUAGGGGAUUCAGGCUUUCCACUGCUUCCCUAUCUUAUUGUUCCUUAUGAAGGGAAAGAACUAUCAGAAACGAAAGCUGAGUUCAACAAGCGACAUUUUGCAACUCAGAUGGUGGCCCAAAGAGCACUGGCAAGGCUCAAGGAGAUGUGGAGGAUCAUCCAUGGAGUAAUGUGGAGACCUGACAAGCAUAGGUUGCCAAGAAUAAUUCUAGUCUGCUGUUUGCUCCAUAACAUUAUCAUUGAUAUGGAAGAUGAGGCACAAGGUGAUAUUCCUUCAUGUCACGAGCAUGAUCCAGAAUACCAACAACCAAUUUGCGAAUUCAUUGACAUAAAAGGUGUGUAUCUGAGAGACAAGCUGUCUUUAUACUUGUCUGGAAGAUUGCCACCAUGAAUAUUUUUCAAGAGGGUUGAUUGACCACCAAAGAAAUGGGUUUAAAUUGUUAUUUAAGAGUGCUUAUGAGACAUUCUCUCUCACUUAAAAGUACAAAAAUGCAGUCAAUUCGUUUCCUUUAUUAACAUUGUAAAUAGCCUGGCUAAAUUUGUGGCUCAUGAAAUCGUAAGGUAAUGGCUGGGAAAAUCUCGUGAGAGAGAAGAUUAUUUUUUAUUUUUUAUUUUUAUUAUUAUUACAAUAUAGAACAUAAAUUACUCAGAAUUGCUCCAGGCUAGAACAAUGCCAUUUUGAUUUUAAUUUCAUUAUUUUUAUGGGAA
This is a messenger RNA of Jatropha curcas, 1777 nucleotides long. RefSeq names its product protein ALP1-like. NCBI's taxonomy places the organism in Eukaryota, Viridiplantae, Streptophyta, Magnoliopsida, Malpighiales, Euphorbiaceae. The record is from RefSeq and is a predicted model, not a curated record.